AUGACCAACACCGCGGGUCUGACGUACACCCCGCUCCACCCGACCUUUGUGGCAGAAGUCCACGGUGCCGACUUUGACAACAUCACCCCCCAACUGGCGGAUGACAUCAAGAAGGGUCUCGCACAGUAUGGUGUCCUCGUGUUCCGCAACACGGGGCUCGAUGAUGACCGACACGUUGCCCUUUCGAGGCUCAUGGGCGAGCUGGACGACGUUACUCCGUAUAACAAGCUUGGGAGGGUGAACCGGCUCAAGUAUGAUGAGUUGUUCGACGUGUCAAACGUCGACGCCGAUGGCAACAUUAUCCAGCCCGGAUCGCAGAGGGAUAUCCUGGGCAAAGGCAACCAGCUCUUCCAUGUCGACUCGGCAUUCAACCCCCGCCGCGCCGGCAUCUCACUUCUCCUCUCCCACCAGCUCCCACCAAAGGGCACGGGCGGUGACACGGAGUUUGCUGACACACGUACCGCCUAUGACGAUUUGGACGGCGAGACAAAGGAGCGCGUCAAGGACUAUGUCUUGUGGCACAGCCAGCACCACUCGAGGCGGAGGGCCAACCCCGGUAACCCGCUGCUGGAGGAGCCGAAGUUCUUGCCUGAAUCGCAUCCUUUUGGCAAGCACAAGCUGGUUCAAGUCCAUGAGCCGAGUGGACGCACCAACAUGUACAUUGCCAACCACGCGUACCGUGUCGACCAGCUCCCGAUCCCCGAAGGCCAGGCGGAAAUUGAGACGUUGCUCAACCACGCCACACAGGACAAGUAUGUCUGCGCAGUCCACUGGAAUAACGAAACGGACAUGGUCGUCUGGGACAAUUGCGCUGUAAUGCACCGCGCUUGCCCAGGUGCGUUCGAGGGCAAGUAUAAACGAGACAUGCGGCGCACGACUGUCCACGACUCGAGCAGUUAUGCUUGGGGCAUGAACACUGUUGGCGAUACUUGGAGGUCCGGACUGCCCUGA
This is a messenger RNA of Apiotrichum porosum, 951 nucleotides long. RefSeq lists its product as uncharacterized. Gene Ontology annotation, molecular function: oxidoreductase activity. Lineage: Eukaryota; Fungi; Basidiomycota; Tremellomycetes; Trichosporonales; Trichosporonaceae. The transcript is spliced from 6 exons. The coding region runs from base 1 to 951 and encodes 316 amino acids. The record is from RefSeq and is a predicted model, not a curated record.